AUGCCCCAAAUAGGACAUACACCAGACACUUUCAACUUCCAUAGUUCGAACUUCGUGAACGUGCCAUUUUACAGCGUCGAGUUGUCGGGAGAUAUUCUCCAACAGGCUGUCCCGGUCGGGAUGUUCAUGAUUCAACCGGAGCUUGUCGUCCGCAAGACAUUCCUCGAGCCCGUGGCAGACAUCCGACAAGUCGAACAAGAAUACAAAUAUGAAGGGACGUGGGUAGCUGCCAACCUGCACAUCUCGCUACCGACACCUGAGACACAUCCCGACUUCCCUGCGUGGAAAGUAGGCAUGACGCCCGAAGAAGUAUACGAUCUGUUCUGGCCUGCUGGUUGGCACUUCUGCAGCCCCCCGGGUAAGCCCACCGCUACUGGUCGAUUUGGUCCGGUUGAGCGACGUUUCUGGCGGCAUGAAUUCAGGCAGGAGGAUUGGAAUGAGAAGACGAUGGAUGCGGAUGAGUUGUUGUGGGAGCAUCUUACACCCAUGAUCACGAGGAGUCAAGAUUCGCAAGGAAGGCGUUUUGGUCAGGCUGUCACAUUUCCGAGGGAUUGCAUUGAAACUUUACGGUGCAGGCCGUUUACUUUUGCGCACAAAGUUGUCAAUAAGUGGCAUCAUAAGAAGAGCGUCCUGAUUGGGGAUGCUGCUCAUGUGUUCCCACCCUUCGGCGGCCAAGGCAUCGCCAGCGGCAUCCGCGACGCUCAUCAACUAGCCUGGAGAAUCGCCGCUCUCGAAAAACAACCACAACAUUCGGACAUUCUCUGUCAAACAAUGCUCGACGCCUGGGCAGCAGAACGAACUAAAGGCAUCCAGGACGCCGCGACCUUCACCAAAAUGAACGGCAUGCUGUGCAACAACCGCAAGCCCCUAAUCUUCCCCGUACUCCAAGCUAUGGAGUGGUUUACACAGAAUUUCCUUGGCACGCACAGUUUCAACGAUGCACAGGCAAAAGCGGAGCAGAGGGGAUUCCAGGGAGUAAAAGGCGGUUUCUUUCUCAACGACCAUGAGGGCGGAUGCAAACUACCACAGAUAUACGUCGACAGCCUGUCCUCGAGAAAAGCCCUUUCAGACACGAUCUUCGAAGCGAACGACUCACCUUUACGCCUCCUAUCCCUCCAGCAAGGCACCAAAGCCCCCUCUACCUCCAUCAACGAACUCAAGACCCUCCUCUCCGACGCCUCCAUCCCCGAAUAUCUCCUCUCCCCAACUUCCAUCAUCGCAAUGAGCACAAGCCCCUGUCCACCCGAAAGCAUCGGCUCCUUCGCCGCCCCUGAAAUCAGAAAAAUCAGCCCAACACCUUUGAACGAUCUCACGCACGGCCAAGCACGAAGAAGCUACGAUGUGGCUGCUUUCCAGCAACGUUUGGGCAAGGACACACGGUAUGCGAUUGUGAGGCCAGACUUUUAUGUUUUUGCUACAGCGAGGAAUUUGGGGGAGUUGAGGGUUUGUUUGGAGGGAUUGAGGAAGAUGGUUGAGGGGACGGGAAAGGUUAGGAGUUCGUUGUAG
Messenger RNA from Zasmidium cellare ATCC 36951, 1506 nucleotides. RefSeq lists its product as uncharacterized. The transcript has 3 exons. The coding region runs from base 1 to 1506 and encodes 501 amino acids. The record is from RefSeq and is a predicted model, not a curated record. NCBI's taxonomy places the organism in Eukaryota, Fungi, Ascomycota, Dothideomycetes, Mycosphaerellales, Mycosphaerellaceae. Gene Ontology annotation, molecular function: FAD binding.